GAACUGAUUAACAUUAGUGUUGUGUCGAAACUGCCAAAGGAGACGGAAAAGUCGCUGUUUGAAUGGAGCGACCACUCAAUCAAUAGCGAAUUACCGCUGGCCUGCGGUUCGUCCGUUACGUUCGACCUGACACUCAACGCCAUCGGAGACUUUGUGAUCGAAACGAACGCAACCAAAAGCAAUACUACGCGAACGGCGGCCGCCAACAGGUCGUCAGCGGCGGCCAGUCGUAGCCAAACGCCGUACAGUUCGCACCAGAAUUCUCCCGCACACGCGUCGGCCAGCGCUGCCAAAAAGACUCAGUUAUUAGGUUCGACUACUUUAGCGAAUUUCAUCUCUGAAUUACAAACGAGUAAUAAAUCCAAACAAAUAAGUGAUAAACGAAUUACAGAAAGCAUUGAUUUGUGUCCAUCAAAGAUAGUAGAAGCCGUGCUUCAGUUUGAAUACAGCGGAGGUCCGGGUCUCGCCUCCGGUUACUGUAGGCAUAGUUCGUUGGCAAUCACUAUUGAGAUCCAGCCCUCACUACUUAUCACUCAUUGGGAUGUAUUGCCAGCCGAUCUGCCAACCAAUUGUUUUCUAGUGUUGGACGCAAUGAAUGCCACCACACAGGAGAUGGAACUCCGAUACACAUCCAGCAAAGAGAUACUUAUUGAAGCCAACGAGACGUGUCGUAUACCUGUGCCGAUAGAGCGCUGUCCGCUUGUGGACGACGAGGUCGACGGCGACGACAAACGGGACGAUUCAUCGCAGUCUUUAUUGUCGCGUUGUCGACAGCAUCUGAUCAAUCAAUUGAGCCUAAAUUGGAUGCUCUCGUCGACGGGAAUCAAAGGGACCGCAUCUGUGGCUAACGUUCCCUAUUCUGACCAAAUGCUGAAUUCAAUCCUAUUGUCGCCCAUUCAAUGGGAAGUGACUUUAAACGAACAAAACCUCCGAAACGGCAAUGAGUUUUGCUUUAAAACCGGUCAAUACAUAUCUGUGGGCAUAUCGUUGUAUAACUGUUCGGCCGUAUCGUUGAAGUCGUUGAAUCUCUCCAUUCAUUACUAUCAGGACUACCAAAACAGUCAUCGCAUCGGAAAAGAGCGUAAUUAUCGGCUCGAUAUGAAGAAAGCGUUGACUGGAUUUGAUAGAGUGAUCAUUAAUGAGAUCGAAUCGAUGAAGAGUUACUGCCAUGAAUGCGGUCUCACAUUCUUCUACACCGGUAUAUAUAAACUGGAGAUUGAGUGCAACUCAAUGACCGCAACCGAUGAGUCCAUUAAACAUAAAGUGCUGACCAGUAGUGAUAUCGCGCAGAAUAAGGCGGCGAAGAGUCCAUCGGCGGUGACAUCGCUGUGGAAAUGUUCGCCUUCUAUAGUGAUUAGCAUUGAAUAGUGAUUUGAAACGUUGUUUUUUCUAUUACUGUAUUAUAUAAACGACUCGUAAAUAUACGUAAAGAAUAUAAAUCUAUUUAUUUGUGAAUUUAAUACUAAAUGAAUUGAUUGCUGUUUUUAAUGCCCG
Molecule: messenger RNA, 1494 nt
Organism: Medioppia subpectinata
Lineage: Eukaryota; Metazoa; Arthropoda; Arachnida; Sarcoptiformes; Oppiidae
Source: the annotation of a GenBank genome assembly